GUCGGUGCCCUGACCAAUAGUUUAAAUAUUACACUCGUUACGUAAAUACUAAAUAUUAACGUGAACAAACAACAAUGUCAAUCAAAACUUUAUUCUAUUUCAUGUUUUUGUUUUUCGGAAGCUUUCAAGAAAAAGGCGAAUCGGUUUUGAACGACGAAGAUAACAAGAAUAUCAUUACAUCGGAACUAACAAACAUAAUACGGCUAAAGACGACUACGAUUCAUAAUAAAUUGUAUUGUGACCACCACGCCGAAACAUAUUACGUUUUCGCAAAAAAGAAAAUAAGAGUUAUCGUGAAUAGCGAUAUAGAAAUAAACGAGAUAACCUGCUUUAUCACUAAUUUAACAUCACAUGUGUUCUCACACGGAGACGUCCUUAAGAACGGCAACGAAGAAUACGAGGUCGAAGCGAACAUAUCCACGCCGCUAUUCGGUUGGAAAUGGACUUGCAUGUUGUAUAUGAACUCUCACUACAAACCUGUCUUUUGCAAAUUCACUGUCAAUGAAAUAGCAGAAGAAUAUUUCAGACUCGAAGUUGAUGGAGUUAGGCUUAAAAUUAACGUAGACAUUCCGACAUCGGUGGAAUAUUAUUUAAAUGCUACCUACAAAUACGUACGCGAGAAAACCGUGAAAAUACUUUGCGAGCCGGCAAGUGCGCUUCUAACAACGGGAUACAGGAUAUCUGUUAAAAACUCGCCCAUCAGCUCGACCUGUGUGCCGACGGUUUUGGAUGUAACCUGCACUCUCGACCUGCAACGUAGUCACAGCGGCCAGUACAUAGACUUCGUCUUUACACAGCUCUCCACCGGCGAGCAACUAGUUCUGAGGCUCAUCUUAAUACACGAAAAACAACAUUCCGGAUUCCCGUGGGCCAUAGUUGAGAUAGUCGGUGUCACCUUCGGAGCUAUAGUGCUGAUACUCAUCACCGCAAUCGUCGCAUACAAGAUAAUGAAAAAACAAAUACUCAACAAGAAACGUUGCCCGGACCUCACGUACGAACCGCUUCCUGAUCACGGGACAUCGAACGCCACCCCGUUCCCAAGGGAAGUCGAAGAAUACAUGCAGGCGAGAGACUAUGUCGAAAUUCCCUCGUCUGCAACGCCGGCGGAUACGCCGCUGUACUCAACCGUCGUGCCGAAGCGUGACAGACAAAACAAUGAUAAUAAACCACAAGAGUCCGUUCCUGAUUCGAGCAACGAGUACGCUAAUGAUGCAAGCAGUUGCCAAUACGAUUACCCGACUAUAGGCAGCGUAGGGCUGACGAAAGUUCAGAACAUAGAGUGUACGAACGUCCUCAAAGACAAGGACAAUACGUACAAACGUCUAAAGGAAGAUACAGAUUACGUGGAGCCCUGUUACACGGAAAUAAGUAAUUCGUAUGUGAAUACGUAGGGUUGAGUGAUUGGGUUUUUUGGCGGGAACGCGAGGAGUGAAGUUGUGUGAUUUGUUUUAUUUUGUCUAUUUAGUGUUUCUUUAGGUUUAAAUGUGUAAUAACGGUGGUUUAUUAACUGUUUAAUAUCUGUGAAAGUGCACAAAUGUGAAACAAAGCCGCUGAACGUAACUUCUCAGGAUCCUCCAAAAAGUCCACUGAAAAAGUCUCAGUAAAUGACCACCAUUUUACUGAGAUUAUAUUUCAUCCCAUAUCAUCUCAUUUCAUUUCAUUUCAUUUCAUCUCAGUUGAUUAAUUUGCGUUUCCUUCGUUUUUUAUUAACCAAAACUGUAAAUACUUAAUUAAAACGGCGAAUUAUAAAAAUGUUAUUACUUGACGCUGGCUAAUACACAAACCGUGCCAGAGACAAAAUAUAAAGAAGGAGAAGUUUUUUUUUCGUUUUUUUUUUGCUUAUUAAGUAUGCUUAUGACGAUUAUUUCUAGUCUAUUUUCUAUGAUCACGAAAACUGUAGAUUACAUUUUUUUAUUGCCUAUAAAUGCAGACGAGAAUACACCCUACCUGAUGGUGGGUGGUUAACGUCGCCCAUGGACGUCAGCAAUGACAGAGGCAGAGCUGCUGCUUACCGUUAAUUACUCUCUACAAGCCUCGUUUGAAGAAGGACAUAUUGUCAUAGCGCUCGGGAAACACCGUGGAGGGGAGCUCAUUCCAUAGCCGGAUGGUACGUGGCAAAAAAGAUCUCUGGAAACGCACUGUCGAUGAACGCAACGGUUCUAUGUAGUAUGGAUGACCUCUACUUGAAAAUAAUAAAAAUUCGAUACGAAACCCAAAAA
Bombyx mori (domestic silkworm) is the source of this 2219-nucleotide messenger RNA. RefSeq lists its product as uncharacterized. The transcript has 9 exons. NCBI's taxonomy places the organism in Eukaryota, Metazoa, Arthropoda, Insecta, Lepidoptera, Bombycidae. The coding region runs from base 75 to 1391 and encodes 438 amino acids. The record is from RefSeq and is a predicted model, not a curated record.